Molecule: messenger RNA, 2867 nt
Organism: Spinacia oleracea (spinach)
Lineage: Eukaryota; Viridiplantae; Streptophyta; Magnoliopsida; Caryophyllales; Amaranthaceae
Product: ubiquitin carboxyl-terminal hydrolase 25
Exons: 8
Coding region: 356-2380 (674 amino acids)
Biological process (GO): protein deubiquitination
Cellular component (GO): cytosol; nucleus
Molecular function (GO): cysteine-type deubiquitinase activity
Source: RefSeq, a predicted model, not a curated record
UCGGACAAAACAGAAAUUAGGAAAACGAAAAAAAAAGAGGGGAAGAGUCUAUAACGGCAGAAGCUACUGCUGUAUUCUCGACGGGAGCCCAAAACCCCACCCCAUCCCACCACCGCCACAACCACCACCAACAACCCCCCUACCACCCAACGGCACACUGCAACAACGCCGUAACAACCACCCACACCUAAUUCCGAUUCGAAUGCGACCGGUGCUACGGUGGCGAAACCAAGAGAAAACACCGAAGAUCAAUGAGGGGCGGAGAGAAUUUGAAGACGACGACGACAAGGAAGAAGAGUUUGAGUUUCUCUCUCUUCGAUGGUGGUUGUUACAGCAGUAGUAUUAUCAUUAUUAGAUGGCCGGCUUGCAAAUGAGUUGGCAACCAAGUCUUGUUCACCAAAAACGCAAAAAUGGCGGCCCAUUAGGGUUGAAGAAUCUCGGCAAUUCCUGCUAUCUUAAUUCUGUUCUUCAGUGUCUUACUUAUACUCCCCCUCUCGCCAAUUUUUGCCUCAAGAAUCAACACUCUUCUUUCUGCGAUUCAUCCUCUGAGCCUGACAGAAAACGGGACUGCCCGUUCUGUAUAAUAGAGAAACGGAUCGCUCGGUCACUGAGCAUUGAUUUAGCACUUGAUACACCAUCAAAGAUUGUGAGCUGCCUCCGGAUAUUUGCGGAGCACUUCAAGUGCGGUAGGCAGGAGGAUGCUCACGAGUUCCUCCGCUACGUUAUUGAUGCUUGCCACAACACUUGCCUCCGCUUAAAGAAAUUGCAACAGCAGCGUCCUAGGAAAAUCACCAAUGGAAGCGGAGGAGAGAGUUUUAGUGGCAAAACUAUUGUCAUGGAUAUUUUUGGGGGUUCCUUGCAGAGUCAGGUGAAAUGCCUUUCUUGUGGAACUGAAUCAAAUAAGGUCGAUGAGAUCAUGGAUAUUUGCCUUGAAAUAUCCAACUGCAGUUCACUUAAAGAUGCCAUGAAAAGAUUUUUCCAGGCUGAGAUUUUAGAUGGUAAUAAUAAAUACAAAUGCGAAAGAUGCAAGAAAUUAGUGGCAGCUAAGAAACAAAUGUCCAUUCUUCAAGCACCGAAUGUACUUGUAGUCCAACUCAAGAGAUUUGAAGGAAUUUUUGGCGGGAAGAUAGAUAGGGUGAUUGCAUUUGAAGAAAUUUUGGUUCUUUCAAGCUUCAUGUGCAAAGCAAGUCAGGAUCCUCACCCUGAGUAUAGCCUUUUUGCUACCAUUGUGCAUUCAGGAUUUUCACCCGAGUCCGGACAUUAUUAUGCAUACAUUAAGGAUGCCAUGGGUCGUUGGUAUUGCUGCAAUGAUUCUUAUGUAACAUUAUCAACCCAACAAGAAGUACUUUCUGAGAAAGCUUAUAUUCUUUUUUUUACCCGAACUGGCCAGAGGCCUGUUUCUGUUGAUACUGCUGCUGUGUCAAAUGGAGUGAAGCCUCAUGAGAUGAAUGGCAGCAACAUGGCUAAAUCUCCCAGAAGCUCUAUUCCUGUGAAAGCUAUUAACACAAAAUCAUCUAAUGCACCCUCUUUUGUUAAAAGCAUACCACUUGCUAGUAAGAACAAUGAUGCUUCUGCUGUUCUACAAAAUAAGUUCGGUGGCAUCACAAGCUCUCUUGGUAAAAGAAUUUCUGGAAGUGAUAAUGGCAUAACUGAAGUUCAGAAAAGGGAAACUGUGGGAAGUAAUGGAAAAUUGGGCCAUUCUGUUUGUAAGCAGAUGAAUGGAAACAACAUACAUUCUUUGCAAGAUAACAAUGGAAAUUGCAGCAAUGGAGAACAUAUUGUUGUUGCAAAUAGCCAGGUUUUGGUAAAUGGUGAUGCUCAUCUAAAAAAUGGGACGCUUGGUCCCCUAAACGCAAGUCUCCAUGAAAACAAUGGCUUAAAAAGCAAAGCGACUGCAGGGAAGAUGCUCGACAAUGGUGUCAUCCAUAAUGGUCAGAAUAAUGAGUGCAUUGAUGUCUCUGGCCCCAGGGGGAAGCUGGAAACUCGAGAGACCGCAAGGAAACAGCUUGACAAUGGUGCCAUUAAUAAUGGUCAGAAUCAUAAGUGUACUAAUGUUUCUGGCAAGAGAAAUUCUGAAGACAGGGACUCCUGUAUUUUGUUAGGCGAAGAUGCUCAAUCCCUGGCAAGAGUUGAAGAAUUUAAGAAACUUCUUCAGAAGGAGGCUGCAUUAGUUUUGCAAACAUGCGGCUGGUCUGACAAGGUGUACGAGUACAUGAGAUUGAAGAAGAGGGUGUGUGUGAAUGCUUGUAGCUCAACAGAUAAAAACGAGCUAAAGAAAAUGUUGAUUGCUGAUGCCAGAACAACAUUUAUUUCUCAAAUUCCUGGAUCUUUGAAAGGGAGUCUAAUCGAACAUAUUAGAUCAUUCAGCAGCCAGAAAUAGUUGAUAGCUUUUGUUCUCGAAUCACUUGGCAGAGGGAGAAGGCAUCUGGCACUUUCCGUGCGUCACUACGAGUGGGUUGUAAACUUGUUUUGCUAAAUUUGGGGAUGUGUAUUGUACGGCAUACCCCCCCAUAUAUGCUAUACAGUUGCUGGUGACGCAUAAUUAUUAGGACACAUUGCCUUAUUCUUCUGCUGCUGAAAGUGAUUGCAACUUCUCUGAUGGAAAUUCUCCAGGGCGGAAAGGUUAGGAUUAGUCGUGUCAUGCUAUAACAAAAAGCCAAUGUUGAGGUUUGGUGGGUUAUUUUGAUGGGGAUGCUGGGAAAUUGUUACUUGUAUGAUAUCCUUUUUGUUCUUCCUUUAAUUAUCCCAUUUUAUGGAUGUGCAACAAUUUUUAUCCAUUAAAAUGUGGCCGGAGAUACCUCAGUUUUGAGCUUCUGUAUUGUAAGUUUCAUUCAUCUUUUAUUUCAUUUCAUUUCAUUUCUUUUCUA